GGCGAAACAUCACAGUCACAGUCAUCUCGAAUACCCAAAGAUCUUGCUCUAGAUCUGGUCCGGUCAAAACUCUCACGUCCUGUGAAGCCUUUCACUGCUCUGUCUGAGCAAAGACAUCUCGACAGAUCGCUGAGAAAAGGACCGGCUGCCCUUCCUGCCGUAUCUGCUGACAGGCAGAACAUGUCUCAGAACGGGGAAGGCGGAGGCAAUUCUGAUCACCACGUGGUCUGCAGUAGUAAGGCACAUUGAUCAGUAAUCAUUCCUCACGCACUUUGAGAUUAAAGCUACAGAUCCCGAAGCACCUCACCUUCUCUUCUUCUUCUCCUACUAAUACCCCUGCAAUCUUCAGACUCCACUGACGAUGAACUCACUCAACUACGUGACCCCCACGAUGCCUUCGAACAACGUCGAUGACUGGCCACAGGAUGUGCAACAGGCAUCAAAAUGGCUCCGAAGUCAGGCGAUCCACAUCCGUGCCCCUUCGGAGGCAAUGCCAGGGAGCGGUGUUGACUUUUUCAGAAAGAUUGAUGCGCUGCCAAAGACGUUUGCUGCCUAUGAGACCUUUGAGCAGCUAUCUGCGGCCGUUGAACAGCUCCCUGAUGAGCAGGUCAAGAAAGCAUGGCAGCGAGCGACCUCUUCCACAUUCACCACCCUUCCGACAGGGAGCGGACAGGGUCUGCCAGAAUGGCUCCGUCUCGUCAAUUACCCUACUUUGAAUGCUGUCUUUGGCGAAGCAGAGAUGAACGGUCUCAUAACUUCCUCCACGAAAAGACUCUGGUUCGGAAGCGACGAGCCCUCUUUUGACAUUGCAAACGAGUAUGGAGUGGGGCCAUACAGCAAUUUCUACAUGUCACGCGCUUCCAGAACUGAGGUUGUCUAUGGCUUGGCCUAUGGAAGGUCGUGGCUACCAAAUGGUCACGAGAUGCCCUCUCCACGAAAUUGGGACCCCCUAUCAAGGCGUGCGCUUGACAGGCUACGACAGCACUUGCCCUCUUUUUACUACAGUCCUCGCUCUAACGACGAGCAAGCUGGGCCUUUGUUUCCAGGGAUCAUCUACGCGGCACAGGCAUCAGAGACCGAUAUGUUCAAGGGAGAGAUUCAAGCUGCCGCUGCGGCUGCCAAGGCUCUGCAAGUCCUGGAGGCCUUGAUGCGCACCUCUGACUCCAUCUCGAGCAGCCCGGUCGUUGCGAUCAUCGUAUCCGCAGGACCGCUCUGGCGACUUCAUUUUGCGACCUCAACGGUCAUUGGCAGAGAUCCCAACAAUCCCAGCUAUGACAUCUACAGAAGCAGAAAGCUCGACUUGUAUAUCGACGACGCAAGCGAUCGGCUCCGUCUGCACGUGAUCUUGGGCAAUCUAGAGCAAUGGCUACGUGUAACACACGGAUCUUGGGUACGCCGACAUGUGUCAGCGCUCUGGACUUCGUACCUAGAAGCAUGCUUUGGAAGUACGGUAGUAGACCUUUCGGGCGACGAUGAAGAGGCUGCCGAGGAGAUAUACGUGGAAGAUUCAGAGGGAGAAGUGUCCGAAGCAGGCAGCUCGGAAGCGAAUGACUGGAUGGGGCAGGACUGGGGAGCAGGUCCAGGUGAGGCUGAAGACUGGGUGACCCAGAUUCAACUUGCCAGCCUUCAGACACGCCUGUCUGCGAGUGAUGUGUAGGG
This is a messenger RNA of Microstroma glucosiphilum, 1659 nucleotides long. RefSeq lists its product as hypothetical. The record is from RefSeq and is a predicted model, not a curated record. NCBI's taxonomy places the organism in Eukaryota, Fungi, Basidiomycota, Exobasidiomycetes, Microstromatales, Microstromataceae. The transcript is spliced from 3 exons. Bases 362 to 1657 code for a protein of 431 amino acids.